UUUUUUUUGAGAGCCGUUAGCUCUCUCGUUCCUCUCCUUUUUCUCUCCUCUUUCCCCUCCGUCGAAGCGCCGAUUCCCCUCUCCUCUUUCGCUCUCUCGUUCCUCUUCUUUCUCGCUGCCUUUCCUCUCUGGUUCUCUCGUUCCUCUCCUCUCUCGCUGCUCUCUCGUUCCUCUCCUCUCUCGCUGCUCGCUCGCUCUCUCCUUCCUCUCCUCUCUCGCUGCUCUUUCGCUCCUCUCCUCUCUUGCUGCUCUCUCGCUCCUCUCCUCUCUCGCUGCUCUCUCGCUCUCUCCUUCCUCUCCUCUUUCCCCAACGUCGCCCGCUUGCAGCCCCAGGCCUUCAGGCACCAUCUUCAACAGGAAAUUUGGGUUUAUCCCUCUUGGCUGCUCCUUUACUCAGGUCUGAAUUUGAAGGAGUUACUCCUACGGAGUAAAAGGUUUGAUUCCGUCUUCCCUUCCAUCGAUGGAAUCUAAUUGACACACAAUGGAGUGCGUGGUGCAAGGGAUUAUAGAGACUCAACAUGUGGAGGCCCUGGAGAUCCUCUUACAAGGCCUUUGUGGUGUUCCAAAGCAACGCCUCAGGAUCCAUGAGCUCUGCCUGAAAAGUGGACCGAAUCUUGGAAUGGUAGCGUCAGAGGUGCGUCUCCUCUGUGAUCUGGAGCAGGCUGAACCAUCUUGGACUGUGAAGCAUAUAGGUGGCGCAAUGAGAGGUGCUGGUGCAGAGCAACUUUCAGUUCUAGUCCGCACAACAGUUGAAAGCAAAGUAAGCAGGAACGCGUUGCGCUUUUUCUAUGGGCUUGGCUACAAAUUAGAUUAUGAACUUCUGAGAGUAGGCUUUGCAUUCACCUUUGAAAGAGGUGCUCGGAUCACUGUUGCUGUGACUUCUGUGAAUAAGAUGCCAAAGCUGCAUGCGACUGAUGAGGCAGUGCCUGUCACACCGGGCAUUCAAUUAGUUGAAGUAACAUCCCCUGCUGCCGCUGAUAAUUACACUGAUGUAGUGGCAGCCAUUUCAUCCUUUUGUGAACAUCUUGCACCGCUCCUACAUCUCUCAAAACCUGGUGUUCCAACAGGAGUGGUUGCUACUGCUGCCGCCGCCGCUGCAUCACUCAUGUCAAAUGGGAGUGGUACCACUUUGUAAUACUACUCUAUAAACUAGUUGUCUAUCAGUGUUUUAUCUGUAAAUGAAGCUGUGGUUUCAUUAAACUAAUCCUACUUACAGUUUAGCAGUCGCUAAUGAUCAUCACAACCGCCAUCACCCCAAUCAUCAUUGUUAUAAUCAUUUAAUGUUAAUGUUCUACUUGAGUCA
Molecule: messenger RNA, 1303 nt
Organism: Nymphaea colorata (pocket water lily)
Lineage: Eukaryota; Viridiplantae; Streptophyta; Magnoliopsida; Nymphaeales; Nymphaeaceae
Product: mediator of RNA polymerase II transcription subunit 18
Exons: 8
Coding region: 482-1135 (217 amino acids)
Biological process (GO): regulation of transcription by RNA polymerase II; termination of RNA polymerase II transcription
Cellular component (GO): core mediator complex; mediator complex
Molecular function (GO): transcription coregulator activity
Source: RefSeq, a predicted model, not a curated record